AUGGCCGCCAUCAACGAGCUCCUCACCACCACCGAACAGGAGCCGCAGAGGAGGGGCGCCUUCGUCGUGCUCGAGGGCUUGGACCGCAGCGGCAAGACGACGCAGGUCAAGCUGAUGGAGCAGCGGUUCGUCGAGCUGGGCAAGCCCGUCAAGACGGUGCGGUUCCCGGAUCGGACGACACUCAUUGGUCAGAUGAUUGACGGGUACCUCCGCAGCAACGUCGAGAUGGACGACCACGCCAUCCAUCUCCUGUUCAGCGCGAAUAGAUGGGAGGCGGCUGGCAACAUCAAGGCCCUCCUGGCCCGGGGCGUCAACGUCAUCUCGGACAGGUACUUCCACUCCGGGGUGGUCUAUUCGGCGGCCAAGGGCAACCCGGCGCUGGGCAUGGAGUGGGCGCGGGCGCCCGAGGUCGGCCUGCCCCGGCCGGACAUGGUGGUGUUCCUGGACCUGACGCCCGAGGAGGCGGAGAGGAGGGGCGGGUGGGGGGAGGAGAAGUACGAAAAGGGGGCCAUGCAACGGCGCGUGAGGGAGCUGUUCCGGGAGCUGGGGGGAAAGGAGCUGGGGGAUGGGAGCGGGGAGAAGGAAGUUAUCGUGCUGGAUGCGGGGGACAACGUUGAGGGUGUUGCGGAGGCGAUUUGGGAGACUAUCAGGGGGAGAGUUGAGGAGGUUGAGAGGGGGGAGAGGGGGGAGCUGAAGACUGUGGUUUAG
Clonostachys rhizophaga is the source of this 708-nucleotide messenger RNA. The record is from the annotation of a GenBank genome assembly. NCBI's taxonomy places the organism in Eukaryota, Fungi, Ascomycota, Sordariomycetes, Hypocreales, Bionectriaceae.